Molecule: messenger RNA, 1997 nt
Organism: Morus notabilis
Lineage: Eukaryota; Viridiplantae; Streptophyta; Magnoliopsida; Rosales; Moraceae
Product: aldehyde dehydrogenase family 3 member H1
Exons: 12
Coding region: 220-1860 (546 amino acids)
Biological process (GO): aldehyde metabolic process
Cellular component (GO): cytoplasm
Molecular function (GO): aldehyde dehydrogenase (NAD+) activity
Source: RefSeq, a predicted model, not a curated record
CUGAAAACUCCAAAAAUAGCCAAAAAAAAAAAAAAAGAGAAAAAAACACCCACGUUUUGCGCGAAAAACUUGGGGAGUACUUUCCCUUGAGAUAUUAAUUUAAUGUUUUGUUUGUAGUGUAUAUUGUAUAUGUAAAUUGAUUAAUGACCAAACUUUUAGGAAGUAGCAAUUCAUGAAGUAUUUAGUUCUCUUUUUCCCGUCUCUGUCCCUAUUCCGAUCAUGAAGGGCCUCUGUAUUCAACUUUCCCAUCACAACUCCAUUGAAAACAGAUUAUUCCACAGCAGAAGAUCAACAAGAACUGCCUACAAAAAUCCUACAAAAUUUUCCAUCCCCUACUUUAGUGUCUCCUCUUCCUCAUCCUUCCCUAAAAUCAGUUGCAUUGCAAGUACUCCGUUAACAACGGAAGUUGAAGAAAAGCUAACAUUUGAUGUGGAUGAAGCGAGAUUGCUAGUUAAGGAGCUUCAAAAUGUUUUUAAAUCUGGAAAAACAAAGAGCUAUGAGUGGAGAGUUUCACAAUUAAAAAGUAUAGCAAAAAUGCUUGAAGAAAGGGAAAAAGACAUCACUGAAGCUCUUCACAAAGACCUUGAAAAGCCUGAACUUGAAGCCUUUAUUUCGGAGAUUUCUACAUCAAAAUCCUCGUGCCAGCAUGCACUGCAAGAGUUACAACAUUGGAUGGCACCUGAAAAGGUCAAAACUUCAAUCACAUCAUAUCCAUCGUCUGCAGAAAUUGUAUCAGAACCUCUAGGAGUUGUGUUGGUGAUCUCAACAUGGAAUUUCCCUUUCUUGUUAUCUCUUGAUCCGGUGAUUGGAGCUAUUUCAGCUGGGAAUGCAGUGGUUCUAAAACCAUCAGAAGUAGCUCCAGGAACAUCAUCCUUACUUGCAAGAUUGUUUGAGAAAUACUUGGACAAUUCUGCCAUUAGGGUUGUUGAGGGGGCUGUUCCAGAAACAACUGCACUGCUUGAGCAAAAAUGGAAUAAGAUAUUAUAUACAGGUAGUGCAAGAGUUGGGCGCAUUGUGAUGGCUGCAGCUGCAAAGCACCUUACACCAGUUAUUCUUGAACUUGGGGGCAAGUGCCCAGCUGUUGUUGAUUCAAAUCUUAACUUACAGGUUGCUUCCAGGAGAAUAAUAGCAGGCAAGUGGGCUUUGAAUAAUGGACAAGCUUGUAUAGCUAUUGAUUAUAUCAUCACAACCAAAGACUUUGCUCCCACGUUGAUUGAUUCUCUAAGACGUGAAUUGGAACAAAGUUUUGGACAAAAUCCACUGGAAACUAGAGAUGUUUCUCGUAUAGUUAACAAAUACCAUUUCUCACGUUUGCUGAAGCUCUUAGACGAAGAUAAGGUCUCAGAUAAGAUUGUACUGGGAGGCCAAAGUAAUGAAGACCAAUUAAGGAUAGCACCAACAAUUUUAUUGGAUGUUCCAGAUGACACUGAGAUAAUGAAGGAGGAGAUAUUCGGGCCAUUUCUUCCUAUUGUCACGGUUGAGAAGAUAGAAGACAGUUUUGAUGUCAUAAACUCAAGACCCCAACCUCUUGUUGCAUAUCUUUUCACUAACAAUGAUCAAUUGAAGAAAGAUUAUGUGCAGAACGUAUCUUCAGGAGGAAUGCUUGUAAAUGAUACAGUUCUACAUGUGACGGUUGAUGGUUUACCGUUUGGAGGAGUGGGAGAGAGUGGGAUGGGUUCAUAUCAUGGCAAGUUCUCUUUUGAUGGUUUUAGCCACAAGAAGUCAGUUAUGUACAGGGGCUUUGAGCCUGAUGCCUCAGUCAGAUAUCCCCCAUACACGCCUCAAAAACAAAGAUUAUUGAAGGCCUUACUCAGCGGCAAAAUACUUGCAAUUAUCCAAGCUCUCAUAGGAUGGUUUUAAUAUACAUCAAUUUUCAUGUAAUUAAUAAUGGAGAUAAAUUUGCAUCUUUGACCAAUUAGACAUUAGAUUAUUGUAUUCACAACAGCUUGAUGUUAAAAGUAAUUAUAUGUUCUGGCUCUCUGGACACAUUUUAACCA